AUGCUGACCGUGGUGGUAGAAGUGCAGCAGAGGAGGGGAUCAGGCUCCCAGGAGACCCAGAGCCCUACACUUCUUGUAGAAGGACCCAAGAGCCUUCGUCUGCUUCCGCCGGGGACUCAGGAGACUCUGGAGACUCAGGAACAACGUUUCACCUUUGACAGAGUCCUGGGCCCAGACACUGCUCAGGAGGCCGAGCAGGAGCUUUUGGCUAGAGUCCAGUCCACACUGGCCUCUGUGGGCUGAGGGUACAGUGUAGCCCUGUUGCUCCAGGGUCGGGAAACAGAGGCACCUCGGCUGUGUCUCAGGGGCUUCAUCAAUACCCCCAAAAUCAAAAUAGGUGCCUCAGAACCUUGCCAUCUGCUGCAGAUGCUGUUCGAGAAAGCUCUGCCCCUCUGCCACUCUGAGCAUGUACUUAGUACUCUUAGCUUGGUGCAGGUCAAGCCUACUGGGAAGAGCCAGGACCUGCUCUCCCCAGAACUGGAGGAUCUGUCAGUACUGGAUGUAGCCCCUCUGGGCUUGGCCUGCUCUCUGCUUACUCUCACAGUGACCUGGCCUGGGCCUGACCCUCCUGAGAGGCCUGGGACCCAGCACAUGUGGCGAGGUACCCUGAGGAUCUUGCAGCUCCCAGGAGACCAGGACUGCCCCCUGCUGCGGGCAUUGGCUGGUGAGGUUGCUGGUAAGGAGCUGGAGGGCUCACUACACUGGAUUGUCUCCUGGCUCUUGGAUGGAAACAACUACAGUAGACUACUUCUUCGCCUGAAUCCCCAAGGUAGCUCCCUGAGUUUGCUCCAGGCUGCUCUGAUGGGGGCCUCAGGAAGGAGAAUGCAGGUGAAACAAGUGAGGCCUACCCUCUGGGAUGCAAUAGAAGAGGCUCAAGCUCGGAGGGCUAGCCUGAAGAUCCUGCAUUUAGGCCUCCUUGGAGACACCUUGACAGAUAGUGGGCUUAACCAACUAGGCAGGGCACUUCGGGAGCUACAGGUGAUAAAAGUCUGGAAACAGUGCCCAAGAAGCCAGAUACCCAAAGGGACUAAAGCUGAGACCAUGGGGCUCCCAAAACCACAGGUCAAACUUUGCAACCCACAGAAGUAUUGUAAGCAAGGAAGACAACAUGGCUCCCAAUUGUCAGGUGAGAAAACUAAGACUCAGAGAAGAGAUGUGAGUAGCCCAGAGUUGCCAGCACAAUCAGAGGUCACAGAGGUGCAAUCACACUCAAAUCCUUGCACUCCUAAUCUGAAGUGUAAUGCUCUUUCAUCUCCUUAUGCAUGGCCCUUUCUUGUGCAGAAGGGGGCGCUGUCUUCCAUGACUUGCUGCAGGGUGUUUCCUGGUCCUUCGGCCCAGCAGGUCCCAGAUGUGGCCCUGCAGUUCUUUCUGGCCCAUGCCCAGAGGCAGAGACUGCAAGACCAGCACCAAAUUUGGAUUCAAGAGGAGCUGAAGCGUUUGGAACAGGAGGUGGGAGGUGAACAGGUCAAUGGCCUGAUGGCUGAAGAGAAGGCCUCUGAGAACAAGAGAUGGCACUGGGAGCAAACAGUGCUGAGACUCCAGGUGGAGGCCCUGCAGGCAGAGUGGGACAUUGCAGAACAGGACCUAGCAGCCCUCUAUGACCUGCAUGUGCAGGCCACCCAAGCUCGGACAUGCCAUAUACUGCAGGUAUUCUGAGCUUGGCAGGGAUUAUGGGAGGAGCAGGCCAUGACCACAGAGCACUGUCAUCGCAGCUUGCUGGCAGCUGUCCUGCAAGAUACUAUUGAUCUGGCUUUGAAGAACCAGGAGCUCCAAGCCCAGACUCAGCAGCUUCAGCAGGAUGCACAUGAGGCUGAGGCAGUCAAGUUGCAUUCCCAUCCUGGGGAGAACCCUGAUCAGGAACCUUACGGGGUGGUUUCCUUCUUCCUCACUCUUGAAGGCCCUUGAAGGGAGAGGAAGAUGCAGACCCUCAUUCUAGAUAAUUACCACCACCACUAACCAAAUAAUCAUGUCUCAUUGUGCCAGUCCCUGAUAAAUGCCUAACAGCUUUCAUUUCAUGUUGCAUUUUCAGCUGCUCUAUACUGUAGGUACCAUCUGAUCCUCAUUUCAGAGAUAAGGCAACUGAAGGCAGGAGAGGUUAAGUAAGUGUCCAAAGACAGCUAAGUAGCAGAGGCAGAAUUCAAAUUUGACCCUGGCCACAGGUAAUACCACACAAAGAAGUGGGUCACAAACUUUAGUGUGCAUCAAAAUUACUUAGGGAGCUUUUUUUUUUUUUAAAUGUUUAAUAGUCUUCAUUGAUGGCUCAGUUACAUCUUACUCUAACCCAGAUCCUUACAUAUAAAAUGCUGGGAAAUAAAUCCCUGCUCUGCCCAAGUUCACCCUGCUGGAAAGAGACAUACUAAAACAUCCGAGAACUUCCCCACUCAAGAGCACUUCAUGUGUCCCCUCAAUAUGAGGUGUUUGUGCCCAUGUGCAGUGUUGAUGUGAGGACCAGAGCUCAAGGUCCUUCCUAGGAUCCUCCCAUCAGGGUCUUUUUGGCCAAGGAGGUAAAGCCUCUCCGCAGGGCCUCCAACUCCCGUGCACAGAGAUUCUUGCUUAGGUGGCCGCAGUGGAGACCUUUGCGCACCUGCUGAACGCCAUUGCCUCGGCCCUGCAAGCUGCCAGGCGGUCAGGGCAGGCGUAGACAACUUCUCACAUGUUCUAGUCGACAUGGGCAGCUCUUCCCUAGGGAUUUUAAAAACCCCACUAAGAUUCUGCUUCAAUAGGUUUAAAAGGACAGAUGACCACAGGAAUUAUCAGUGAGGGAACCAGAGGAAAUGAGAAAUCAAAACCACAUUAGUGGUCUUAAGCAUUUUCUAGCCUAGUCUAGUUUGUCCUACUUUGCAAAGUACCUUCUAGUCCCAAGACUUUCUGGCUUCCCCAGGGUUCAAGUUUUAUGCUUCAGAAAAAUUUCAAAAGCUGACAGUAAAGUCUCGGCUCCAUGGAGCUCCCAAAGGAAGUAAUGUCAUUUCCAGCAGCUGGGAGGAAACAACUCUUUCUCUUGGUCUAGAAGUUACUCUGGAAUGAGAUACUCAGGAAACUAGGAAAUAAAACUUACAGGUGAGCUGUGCAACACAUAAGACACAGGACAAUUGUGACUGGUUGUAGGAAGCACCCUACACCUACACUUUAUUAAGACCUUAUUGCUUCCACAGUUAAAGACACUGAUUAAACUAUAGACAUUUUCUGUACCUGGUUCUAGGUCACUCUGUGCAGAGCUUCCCCAGGCUGUUGGGAGUUAGGACACUACUGGUCAGGCAGGACCCAGAAUGAGAAGGAUGGUACCGCCUAAGAGCCUUAGGUGGCAUCAGACUUCAAGAGGGCCCUUGGGUAAGCAGAGGGAUCAGGAGCAUAGACUUAAGCCAGGGCCCAGGGGCAACAAUCCCUGAGAUAAGUCAACCCCCAGUCCUCUCUGGGGUUUCCAGAACAAGGGCUGGGAAUGGGAAGCAGUGCUGUGGAGGGGGCGGGGGACAUGUUUCCAGGCACUGCUAAAGCUGGGGGAGCUUGGCAGACAUUUGGGUAGUUAUAUGAUUUGUGGUAAUUGGGCCUUCCUGCAUGACUUAGGAAAGUCAUGCAUGGAGGCUGGGCUGGAGCAGCCAGCACCAGGCCUGGGGGCAGUAGGUUGGGUGGGUGGGGACCACAGCAGAGAAGUAAAGCCACCUGUCACCCACACCCCACUUGAAACAACUAUAUUUAUGUAGGAUGAGGCAGGGAGCUGUCCCCAUCAGGGAUGGGUAUUGAUGCUCCCAGUUCCUUAGUGUGGAAGAACACAAGGGUCGGGUAGGUGGUGGUGUUUCCUUAACCAUACCCACUUUUCAUGUCUCCUAGAGUUACUCCUUCAUCUAUCCACUUCCAGAGUCCAACCUGACUGUUCUCACUUCCCCAGCUUUUCUCACAAGGCACUUGUUAAAGGGCUGCUGGGCCAAAGGGGAAAAAGGUCUAGGAGGUGGCUCUGGUGGCGGCACCUAAUCUACAGGGUCAGGAGCGGGAGUGGAGGUGGUCAGGGGCUAAUGGCUGCCAUAGUAUAGGCGCACAGCUAGACCAAUGAGCAGUGUGGCCAGGAAGAAGGUGGCUGUGAGCUGCAGCCGUAGUAGGGCUG
This is a messenger RNA of Castor canadensis (American beaver), 4096 nucleotides long. NCBI's taxonomy places the organism in Eukaryota, Metazoa, Chordata, Mammalia, Rodentia, Castoridae. The record is from RefSeq and is a predicted model, not a curated record.